Colletotrichum chrysophilum is the source of this 1548-nucleotide messenger RNA. RefSeq lists its product as uncharacterized. Lineage: Eukaryota; Fungi; Ascomycota; Sordariomycetes; Glomerellales; Glomerellaceae. The transcript is spliced from 5 exons. The record is from RefSeq and is a predicted model, not a curated record. Gene Ontology annotation, biological process: Golgi localization; endoplasmic reticulum to Golgi vesicle-mediated transport; retrograde vesicle-mediated transport, Golgi to endoplasmic reticulum. Gene Ontology annotation, cellular component: COPI vesicle coat; cytosol. The coding region runs from base 1 to 1548 and encodes 515 amino acids.
AUGGUUGUCCUUGCGGCGUCGAUCUGCACCCGAGGCGGGAAAGCUGUCCUCUCCCGCCAGUUCAGGGAGAUGCCACGAUCCCGCAUCGAAGCCCUCCUCGCGUCCUUCCCUAAACUGGCCGACAGCGGUACCCAGCACACCACCGUUGAGCAGGACAAUGUGCGCUUUGUCUACCAGCCGCUCGAUGAGCUCUACAUGGUCCUCAUCACCAACCGACAAUCGAACAUCCUCCAGGACAUCGACUCCCUCCACCUGUUCGCGCAAGUUGUCACCAGCACAUGCAAGAGCCUCGACGAGAGGGAGAUUGUCAAGAAUGCCUACGAACUUCUCAGCGCCUUUGACGAGCUGGUGACCCUUGGUUACCGGGAGAACCUGACCAUCAGCCAGAUCAAGACCUUCCUUGAGAUGGAGUCUCACGAGGAGCGGAUCCAGGAGAUCAUUGCGAGAAACAAAGAGCUCGAGGCUACCGAGGAGCGCAAGCGCAAGGCCAAGCAACUGGAGAUGCAGCGCAAGGAGUCGGCUCGCGCAGGCCGCGUCGGCGGCGGAAUGCCCAGAACCCCCGUAUACCCGACCUACACUCCCCCUACUCGCCCGACCACGACGGACACAUACGAUUCGUACGAGGCCGAGAAGAACAAGACCUUCAACAAGCUGAGUGCCCCCAAGGGCAAGGGUAUGCAGUUGGGCAAGAAGUCCAAGACGACCGACAUGUUCGAGCGUGUUCGUGGCGAGAUGGGCGCCGAAGUCGACGACACGCCCCUUAUCACUCCGGCGCCCGCCCACGCCUCGGAGCCAGCAGCCGAAGCUCGUGUCUCCUCAACUUUGGAUCGUGACGCGAUUCACAUCGUCGUCAACGAAGCCAUCAGCGCCAAGCUAUCACGAGAGGGUGCUCUGAACUCUCUGGCAAUUAGCGGUGACCUUAACCUCCGCAUCUCCGACCCAAGUUUGACCAAGGUCAAGUUGAACUUGACGGCAAACCCUUCCCACGGUGCCCAGUUCCGUACGCAUCCCAACGUCGACAAGAACCUGUUCAACAGCUCCAAGGUUAUUCAGAUGAGCAACACUGCUCGUGGUUUCCCCACCAACCAGUCGGUGGGUGUUCUCCGCUGGAGAGCAACGGCCAAGGCGGACGAUACCAGCGCUUGCCCAAUCACUUUCACUGUCUGGAUCAACAAGGAUGCAGACAAGUACAACAUGACAGUGGAGUACGAGUUGACAGGCGGCGACACGCUCAAGGACGUCAGCGUCAUUAUCCCGUAUCAGGCCAGCGAGCCUGUGGUGUCGAGCUUCGACGCUUCAUACGAGGUUUCCGGCGACUCUCUGGAGUGGAACAUCGGCACUGUGUCAGAAGAUAACCCAAGCGGAUCGUUCGAGUUCGAGGCUGAGACAAACGACGAGAACGACUUCUUCCCCAUGACGGUCAGGUUCUCGAAGACGACGCCCUUCGUGGAUGUUGAUGUCCUUGGUGUGUCUUUGCUCGAGGAGGAUGAGGAAGUGACCUUCUCUAAGGAUAUCAAGUCUCACGCUGACAAUUUCUUGAUCGAGUAA